Elaeis guineensis (African oil palm) is the source of this 1541-nucleotide messenger RNA. RefSeq lists its product as uncharacterized. The record is from RefSeq and is a predicted model, not a curated record. Lineage: Eukaryota; Viridiplantae; Streptophyta; Magnoliopsida; Arecales; Arecaceae.
CCGCUGCAAGUGGGAAGCGCCCAAAACCCCUCCUCCAAAAUCGUAAAACGAGGCUCCAACGGUCUUCUUUCCCUCCUCCUCCCCUCUGUCCUCUUCGCUCUCUCGCUUGCUCGCUCGAAAUCUCUCCCUCUCCCUGACUGUGCGGAUCGAUGGGCGGGCACAAGAAUUCGCGGCCGUCAUCGUCCGACCGCCGCCAGUGGCAGCGGAUCUUUGGGAGCCUGGUGGAGAUGCUGCAGUCCCGGCAGUCGCAGAUUGAAACCCUAGCUGACGACCGCAAGUUCCUGGAGCGCUACAUCCAGACACAGCACGACCGCUGGGCCUCCAAGGCCCGCCUCCUCGAAUCCCACAUCUCCCAGAUGAAGGGGGAGGAGAGGAAGCAUCGUCGGGUCCAGGCGGCCAAGUUGGAUCUCAUGGUCGGGAUGAAGGAGAGGGAGGCUUUGUGCUACAAGAUUCAAUACGAACUUGCUGAGAGCGAUUUGGAGGACUUCCACGCUUGUGUGGAGACUCUGAGUGCCGAAAUCUCAGAGCUGAAGGAAAAACUGCAAGGCAGAGAAGUUCAUAAUGGAAGAAGGGCUGGGCUUAGCGAGGCAGAGCCUGUAGGAAAUCCCAAGAAAGAUGAUCGGUGCCACACUUCCUUGGAAAGUGAGAUUCAGAAGCUAAAACAUGCUUACAAAAGGCUUAGCUCAGAAAAGGAGGCUGAGGUCUCUGCCUUGUUGGCAGAGAAGGAUUUUGUGUGGAACCAGUUCAAGCAUCGGGAAAAGGACUACACUGGUCUCCUUAAGAGCAAGAGAAUAGAAGUUGAACAGGCUGAGGAAGCCAUGGACAAGCUUCUUCGUGAUCUAGAGAAGUUGCAGUCAUCAGCCAAUGAGAAGGAUGAGACUAUUGCUGGAUUAGAGGCUGAGCGGGCUAGGCUAGAAUUGGAUCUGAGACAGCAAACACAAGAAGCCGAAGAAGCUAAUGCAAAGCUAGAACAGCUUCAGCUUGAUAUGAAGCAGCUGCGAACUUUGGCCAAAGAGAAGGAUGAAACAAUUGCAAAGUUAAGAAGCGACCUUGCAAAGAUUAAGAUGGAUGCAACCAAAAGCACUAACAAGAAAUCUGGAUUCUCUAAGGAUUUGGAUUCUCGGAGGAACUCAAGAAAUGCAUCAGCCACACCAGUUGAGAGUUGUGUAAGGAGUUCUCGGAAACGUAACUUGGAAAGCGCAAGAAGUGAUGCAGGUCAAAAGCGUAAACAUGCUAAUGAAGAUUCUGCUGGAUCACGGGUCUCCAGUGCAUUUAACGGCCUUCGGCGAUGUUCAAUACGGAGACAAACAAGGACGUUUUCACCAGUAGACAGCCCAAGAUUGUUCUCUGCUAAUUUCAAGGUUCCAAAAUUGAAGAGCUUCUCCACUGCAGUUCUGUAAUUUAAUAACAAUACCUUAUGUACUUUUCUUGUAUUUUGUUGCUAUUUUAUCAAUUCAGUGCAUAGUUUGCUGUUUUAUGACAUAUCUUUUUUGUACACUACAUAUAUUUAGUGUCUUAAAUGUAUUCCUAGCCUUGUUUCA